Molecule: messenger RNA, 2148 nt
Organism: Alexandromys fortis (reed vole)
Lineage: Eukaryota; Metazoa; Chordata; Mammalia; Rodentia; Cricetidae
Product: solute carrier organic anion transporter family member 1A5-like
Exons: 15
Coding region: 50-2119 (689 amino acids)
Biological process (GO): transmembrane transport; bile acid and bile salt transport; sodium-independent organic anion transport
Cellular component (GO): plasma membrane
Molecular function (GO): bile acid transmembrane transporter activity; protein binding
Source: RefSeq, a predicted model, not a curated record
CAGCAGUAAGACAUUUAAAACAUAAACAUCCGGAAGCCAUCAAAAGAACAUGGGAGAACCUGGGAAAAGUAUUGCAACCCAUGGGGUGACAUGCUUUUCAAAAAUGAAGAUUUUUCUGUUGGCAUUAACAGUGGCAUACAUAGUCAAAUCAAUAUCAGCAAAUUAUAUGAUUUCCAUGCUCACACAUAUAGAGAGGCAAUUCAAUAUCCCCACAUCUGUAGUUGGACUUAUCAAUGGGAGUUUUGAGACUGGAAACCUUUUGUUGAUUGUAUUCGUGAGUUAUUUUGGAACAAAACUGCACAGGCCUAUCAUGAUUGGUGCUGGUUGUGUGCUUAUGGGCCUAGGGUGUUUCUUAAUAUCACUACCUCAUUUCCUGAUGGGACGAUACGAAUAUGAGAAAAUGAUCUCACCUUCAAGUAACUUGUCUUCAAACAGCUUCUUGUGUUUGGGAAACAGGAGUCAGAACUUGGCACCAACACCAGACCCAGAAGAUUGUGAAAAAGAAAUUAAAUCCUUAAUGUGGAUAUAUGUACUGGUAGGAAAUCUUAUUCGUGGAAUUGGUGAAACUCCCAUCAUGCCCUUGGGCAUUUCCUACAUAGAAGAUUUUGUCAAAUCUGAAAACUCCCCUUUAUAUAUUGGGAUGGCUCAGAAAAGUUGGAAGAUGCUGUUGGUGGAAUCAAAGAAACCAGGGAUUUUAGAAGCAGGAAACAUUGUUGGCCCUUUUUUUGGACUUUUGUUCGCAUCUUUCUGUGCAAACAUCUAUGUAGACAUUGGGUCUGUGAAUACAGAUGACUUGACCAUAACUCCCACUGAUACACGCUGGGUCGGUGCUUGGUGGCUCGGCUUUUUGAUCUGUGCAGGAGUGAAUGUUCUGAUCAGCAUCCCCUUUUUCUUUCUUCCCAACACUCUCCCAAAGGAAGAACUAGAGGAUAAUGCAGAUGUGACUAACAGCAACAAAGAAGAGAAACACCAAGGAAAAGCCAAAAAGGAAAAACGUGGAAUCACUAAAGAUUUCUUGCCAUUCAUGAAGAGCCUCUUCUGCAACCCAAUUUAUGUGCUUUUUGUCCUUGUAAGUGUGCUUCAGAUCAGUUCAUAUGCCAUAGUAUUUGUCUUCAUGCCUAAAUACCUGGAACAACAAUUUGGAAAAUCAACUGCAGAGAUAGUAUUUCUCAUGGGUAUUUAUAACUUACCUCCAAUAGUUUUUGGAUAUUUAAUUGGCGGUUUUGUUAUGAAAAAGUUCAAGUUUACUGUCAAGAAAGCUGCAUACGUAGCUUUUUGCUUAUCGCUGACUGAGUGGGUUUUAUUUUUCUUAAACUUUCUGUGGACCUGUGAUAAUUUCCCAGUUGCUGGCUUAACUACAUCUUAUGAGCAUGAACGAAUUCAGCAGCCAAUAUAUGUGGAGAAUAAGAUUCUUGCUAACUGCAACACGAGGUGUAACUGUUUAACCAACACAUGGGAUCCAGUGUGUGGAGACAAUGGAAUAGCAUACAUGUCAGCCUGCCUUGCAGGCUGUGAGAAAUCUGUUGGAACAGGAAUUAACAUGGUGUAUCAAAAUUGCAGCUGCAUUCAGUCUUCAGGAAACUCAUCUGCAGUUCUUGGGCUUUGUCAAAAAGGCCCUGACUGUACUAUAAAGCUGCAGUACUUUUUCAUCAGGGCAGUAAUUGGCAGUUUCUUCAAUGCUCUAGCAGCAAUUCCUGGGUAUAUGGUUCUUCUGAGGUGUAUCAAGUCUGAAGAGAAGUCUCUUGGAGUUGGAUUACAUGCAUUUUUCAUAAAAGCAUUUGCGGGCAUUCCAGUACCUAUUUACUUUGGUGCCUUGGUAGACAGAACUUGUUUACACUGGGGAACUCGGAAAUGUGGGAAGGCAGGGGCUUGCAGGAUUCAUGAUACAAAUAACUUCAGAAACAUUUUCCUCGGGUUGCCAGCAGCAUUAAGAGGAUCAAGCUUCCUCCCAGCAAUCUGCAUUCUAAUACUUUUGAGGAAGUUCCAACUUCCUGAGGAAACUGAGUCUUCAGAGACUGAACUUGCUGAGAUGAAGCUCACAGAGAAGGAAAGCGAGUGCAUGGAUGUGCACAGAAGUCCUGAGUCUGAGAAUGACAGAGAACUGAAAACGAGGCUGUAAUAAAAUUUCUGUUGAUCUAUGCAAGUGCA